GUCAAGCUUCAUUCCAUUCCGCAUCGGCAACAUCUCAUCAGUAUGGCAAACGGGACACCGGUGGCUGAUGUCACUUCCCCAGAACCAACGGUGUCAUUUGAGAGCCAAACCACAGCAGUUGAAGCUGAGAUGGCAGAGGCGCAGAAGAUGAAGUCCGGCCAGAACAUGGGAGAAAGCAGGCAUCCGACCAGCCCAUCGAGAAACACACGUUCGGAAAUGGAGAGAUCAGUACCAACCAUUCCUUCGCGCUAUGCGGUGACCCUGAUCAAGGGCAAUUGCGAGUACAAAGGGUUCAACAGCCGCGCUAUGCGUUUCGAGGUGGAAAGACAAGUCGAUGGUCCUGGCCCUGGAAGUUACGGAGAGCGGAAGACUUUCCAUCAGGAAUUCACAGAAAGACCCGGCUGGGGUGCUCGGGGCACUAGCGGCUUUGCUUCUAAAGCCAGGCGAUUUGGCAUGAGGUCCAUGCCAAGCAUGCCACCACCGGGCCUUGGCUGUCCUGGACCAGGUGCCUACAAUGCUCUUGGCGCGUUGCACAGCACCAAGGAACGCAAGAACUUCAACAAGGCUGGAGCUUCGGCCAACUUCAACCCCUCCAAGAAUGGGCAGAAGGUGCCCCCAAGCAGCCGAUUGCCUGGGCCUGGGCAAUAUGAUCCCAGGAUGCUGCCUACCGCCAGAGAGGCUGCAGCAGCACAAGCUGCCUUCAAUUCAAGCAGCACACGGUUGAAAGGUGACCUUGAGCCUUCAGGAAUUCCAGGGCCUGGAGAAUACUACGAUGGCAUGGCCAGGCCUGUUGGCUACGUGCCGGAAUAUCAUCAGGGCCUAGACAUGCGGAUGCCCACUUUCAAGGAAAGACACCGGCCUCACAUCACUAAGAUUCACCACGACCUUCCGGCAGCUUCUGCAAAGGCCAGAAGCAUCCUGGGAAGCUUUGGGGAUGAGGUGAGCCGCGAAUGCCUUGGGACGCAGGGUUUGCAGGUGGCGCUCCCUGGACCGGGUCACUACGAGCAGGAGCUAAGCUUGGAGAAUUCGGUUUCGUCCGCCCUGAGCCCAAGCGGAGCGCAGUCCGGAGAUUGUUUUGCUUCAAGAGGUUUGUGCAAGUGCUUUCAAAGAUGGACCCAAGCGCACUGACUGGGCACCAGAGGAACUGUCGUGCCUCCCUGGCCCCGGAAAGUACGAGCCAAAGGGACUGCCCAUGGGUCGCCUGACCUCUGCGAAGUCUGCCUUCAUCUCAGCUUCCGAACGCAACAAACUUCAGUUGUCUUCUGUGCCUGGCCCUGCCUACUACAAUCCAUCGCUGCCCAAGCUUCAGAAGUCCUUCCGCUUGAAGUCGGGUACCUUCGUGCUGUGAACAUGCCGUGAAUUCGCUGCAUGAAGCAGGUACCUUCUACAGCAUGUCAUGACCGUC
Durusdinium trenchii is the source of this 1405-nucleotide messenger RNA. Lineage: Eukaryota; Dinophyceae; Suessiales; Symbiodiniaceae. The record is from the annotation of a GenBank genome assembly.